Molecule: messenger RNA, 521 nt
Organism: Paramecium sonneborni
Lineage: Eukaryota; Ciliophora; Oligohymenophorea; Peniculida; Parameciidae
Source: the annotation of a GenBank genome assembly
AUGCCUAAACAUGUUUAAGAAUAUACUGAAAGAGUAAGAUUUUAAAUAAGAUUUAGUUUGAUUAAGUAUUAGAGAUGUUAGUUUAAAAGGUAGAAGGAGAAGCUAAAUGGGCAGAAAUUACAAGACAAAUGAAAAAUUUGUAUGGAAUAAAUGUGCCUUAGAAACCUAUGGUUUAAGCUAGAUGGAGAGCUAUAGAUCCAAAAAUAAAUAGAGAACCUUUUACAUCAGAAGAGAUGGUGUAACAUUGGCAUCAUUGUGUAAGAUUUAAAUGUCAUUGGGAUGCUAUACGAGAUUAAUAUGAAUUAAUUGGUUAACAAAGAGAUAAGACUUAUUUAUCAUAGAGAUUUUCUAUUUAUUUUACUUAAAAGUUAUCAGAAUUGAAUAGAGAAAUAGGGAAGAUAGCAUCAUAUAAUUAAUAGAAAAUAGAUACAAUGAGAGAUACUACUAAAAAAGAGUUAUAGAAUUUAACAGUAGAGAUCCUUUAAGUGUUUAAGAUUAAUCAACAAGAGAAAUUAUAGUGA